ACGUCAUUGCUGCGCAGCCGCAGAUGUGUCGCAGCGGAGAGCUGAGGUGGACUUCUUCUUUUCAGGCAGUGAGAGAGGCACAGCGUAGUUCAUCAGCUUAAGCUCAGGAACUAACUAACCCUACCUGACGACCUCUCGGCCUCCGCGAUGAUUCGUAUAACCGCCGUCCUCGCUCUGCUGGUGGUCGCCUGCUCCGGAGAGAGCUGUACAGACCCAGCGAUCACCCCGUCGGCCUACACCACCUCCGACGCCGUCAUCUCCUCCGAGUCUGUGUUCAUCGUUGAGCUCAGCCUGGCCUGUGCCAACGGAGCACAGAGUGUGACUCUGUAUGCUGAUGUCAAUGGAAGGCAGUUCCCUGUGACCAGAGGCCAGGAUGUUGGCAAGUACCAGGUGUCCUGGAGUCUUCCUCACAAACAGGCCAGCUCUGGAACAUAUCAGGUUAAAUUCUUUGAUGAGGAGUCCUACAGUGCCCUGCGCAAGGCCCAGAGGAACAACGAAGAUGUAAAUGCCAUUGAGCCUCUCUUCUCUGUCAACAUUGACCACAGGGGUGCGUGGAACGGCCCAUGGGUGUCUACUGAGGUGGUGGCUGCCCUCAUGGGUAUCCUGGUCUACUACAUGGCCUUCAGUGCUAAGAGCACCAUCCAGGCAUAAACGACUCACAAUCACUUGAUUGUUACAGACUGAACUCUGGUGGAUCUCGACCAACGAUCCAUCAUCCAGUGUUGUGGCAAACCGAUAGGAUUUUGCCACUUGAUCUGCUUUGGGACAAGGAACAAGAACCGCAGUCUUUGUAUUUUUUUAAUCCAGACUGUCUGUAUGCCAUCAGUCAUACACAUUUUCAAAUGAAUUUCGUCAUAAGUUUCUCUUGUCAAUAUUGGAUGGGAUUUUGUAAUGUUUUUUUUAUAAAACCAAACAAUAAACCUGGACCACAGAAAUAAACAAAACACAUAUAAAAAUUAUGUAUUCAGUUCUGCUUAAAACCUAUUGCUAGAUCAUAUUGUCCUUUGUCCUUCUGUGUGGAUGCGCUGGCAGGAGUGGGACUUGUAGAGACGUGCUGAACACAAAGAAAGAGCAGUCGCAUAUGAAAUGUCAAUAAUGUGACUACACUGGCUGGCCUGAACAGGUCUAGUGUAUAUGUCUCCUAAGUUAAUUCAUUAAAUUGCUUGUUUUCUUCCA
Anoplopoma fimbria (sablefish) is the source of this 1176-nucleotide messenger RNA. It is a transcript of the gene ssr4, whose product is annotated as signal sequence receptor, delta. The coding region runs from base 148 to 651 and encodes 167 amino acids. Gene Ontology annotation, cellular component: membrane; endomembrane system; endoplasmic reticulum. The record is from RefSeq and is a predicted model, not a curated record. The transcript has 6 exons. NCBI's taxonomy places the organism in Eukaryota, Metazoa, Chordata, Actinopteri, Perciformes, Anoplopomatidae.